CAUCCAGGCUGGAUGGAAUUUAGCAUCAAAAAAAGUCCUCUGUCUGUCCAGAAAGCCGUAAAGUGCAUAAAGAUGAAGCAGGCACCAGAAAUCCUUGGCAGCACAAAUGGGAAGACCCAGAACUGUGAAGUGAACCGCGACUGUUCUGUGUUCCUCAGCAAAGCUCAGCUUUCUAACAGCCUACAGGAGGGAGUCAUGCCGAAAUUUAAUGGCCAUGAUGCGCUUCCCUUCAUUCCUACUGAGAAGUUGAAAGAUCUUACUUCCCGUGUGUUUAAUGGAGAACCUGGUGCACAUGAUGCCAAAUUGUGUUUUGAGUCCCAGGAAGUAAAAGGAAUGGGGACGCCGCCCAACACUACCCCUGUCAAAAAUGGUUCUCCUGAAAUUAAGCUGAAAAUCACUAAGACAUACAUGAAUGGGAAGCCUCUCUUUGAAUCUUCCAUUUGUGGUGACAGCACUGCUGAGGUGUCCCAGUCAGAAGAAAAUGGACAAAAAUCUGAGAACAAGGCAAGGAGGAACAGGAAAAGGAGCAUAAAAUAUGACUCCUUGCUGGAGCAGGGCCUUGUGGAAGCAGCUCUGGUGUCCAAGAUCUCAAGUCCUACAGAUAAAAAGAUUCCAGUUAAGAAGGAAUCCUGUCCAAGCACAGGCAGAGACAAAGAUCAGCUAUUGAAGUACAACGUUGGCGACUUAGUGUGGUCCAAAGUGUCGGGCUACCCCUGGUGGCCCUGCAUGGUUUCUGCUGACCCACUCUUGCACCACUACACCAAGCUCAAAGGUCAGAAAAAAAGUGCACGCCAGUAUCACGUACAGUUCUUUGGUGAUGCCCCAGAGAGAGCUUGGAUAUUUGAGAAGAGCCUCGUAGCUUUUGAAGGAGAAGGACAGUUUGAAAAAUUAUGCCAGGAAAGUGCCAAGCUGGCACCCACGAAAGCUGAGAAAACCAAGCUGUUGAAGCCUAUUUCAGGGAAACUGAGGGCCCAGUGGGAAAUGGGCAUUGUUCAGGCAGAGGAAGCCGCAGGCAUGUCCGUGGAAGAGCGGAAAGCCAAGUUCACCUUCCUCUAUGUGGGGGGCCAGCUGCACCUCAACCCACAGGUGGCUAAGGAGGCUGGCCUUGCUGUGCAGACCUCCGGAGAAAUGGCAGCGUCCACAGGGCCCAGUGAGGAAGCUGCCGCAGACCCUGGGCCCAUGAGAGAGGAGGGUGUUCCUAUGAAGAGAAGGCGGAGAGUCAAACGGUCCAGCUCUGCGGAGCACCAGGAGUGCGACCCUGGCACAGAAAAGAGUUCUCCUCAAAAGAUGGUAGAGGCCGACCCCAAAAGAGGAGUGGGUUCUCCUCCUGGGAGGAAAAAGGCCACGCCCUCUACUCCAAGGAGCAGGAAGGGAGAUGCAGCUGCCCAGUUUUUGGUCUUCUGUCAAAAGCACAGAGAUGAGGUUGUUGCUGAGCACCCUGACGCCUCAGGCGAGGAGAUUGAAGAACUGCUGAGCUCCCAGUGGAACAUGCUCAAUGAAAAACAGAAGGCACGCUAUAACACCAAGUUUGCCCUCGUGACCUGCACCCCGGCUGAGGAAGACUCUGGUAACAUUAACGGGAAGAAAAGAACCCACACAAAGAGGACGGAGGACCCUUCAGAAGAUAUUGACAUUGAGGAUGUUCCCAGGAAAAGACUCAGGACAGACAAGCACAGUCUCCGGAAGAGAGAGACGACCACUGACAAAAUGGCCAGAGCCAGCUCUUACAGGGCCACGGAGGCAGCCUCCUCGCUCAGGAGCCAGGCAGCAACAAAAAAUCUGUCUGAUGCUUGCAAACCACUGAAGAAGCGAAACCGGGCUUCCGCAGCAGCAUCUGCAGCUCUCGGGUUUAGCAAAAGCUCGUCUCCUUCUGCGUCCUUGACCGAGAACGAGGUCUCGGACAGCCUAGUGGACGAGCCCUCAGAGUCUCCUUAUGAGAGUGCAGACGAAACACAGACCGAAGUGUCCAUCUCAUCUAAAAGGUCGGAACGAGGAAUGACGGCCAAAAAGGAGUACGUGUGUCAGCUGUGCGAGAAGACGGGCAGCCUCCUGCUGUGUGAAGGGCCCUGCUGUGGGGCUUUUCACCUCACCUGCCUGGGCCUCUCCCGGAGACCGGAAGGGAGGUUCACCUGCAGCGAGUGUGCCUCAGGGGUCCACUCAUGCUUCGUGUGCAAAGAGAGCAAGAUGGAGGUGAGGCGCUGCGUUGUGACUCAGUGUGGGAAGUUCUACCAUGAGGCUUGUGUGAGGAAGUUCCCUCUGACUGUGUUUGAGAGCCGGGGCUUUCGCUGCCCCCUGCACAGCUGCGUGAGCUGCCAUGCCUCCAACCCCUCACAUCCAAGGCCGGCGAAAGGGAAGAUGAUGCGCUGUGUGCGAUGCCCUGUUGCCUACCAUGGAGGGGACGCCUGUCUGGCAGCAGGGUGCACGGUGAUUGCGUCCAACAGCAUCAUCUGCACGGGCCACUUCACCGCUCGGAAGGGAAAGCGGCACCACACCCAUGUCAAUGUCAGCUGGUGCUUCGUGUGCUCCAAAGGGGGCAGCCUGCUGUGCUGCGAGGCCUGCCCAGCAGCCUUCCACCCCGACUGCCUCAGCAUUGAGAUGCCCGACGGCAGCUGGUUCUGCAACGACUGUAGGGCAGGCAAGAGGCUGCACUUCCAGGACAUCGUCUGGGUCAAACUGGGGAACUACAGAUGGUGGCCGGCAGAAGUUUGCCAUCCCAAAAAUGUUCCCCCAAAUAUUCAGAAAAUGAAGCACGAGAUUGGAGAAUUCCCUGUGUUUUUCUUUGGGUCUAAAGAUUAUUACUGGACGCAUCAGGCGCGAGUGUUCCCGUACAUGGAGGGGGACCGGGGCAGCCGCUACCAUGGGGUCAGAGGGAUCGGAAGAGUCUUCAAAAACGCAUUGCAAGAAGCUGAAGCUCGUUUUCGUGAAAUCAAACUUCAGCGGGAAGCCCGAGAAACGCAGGAAAGCGAGCGCAAGCCCCCACCAUAUAAGCACAUCAAGGUGAAUAAGCCUUAUGGGAAGGUCCAGAUUUAUACAGCCGAUAUUUCCGAAAUCCCGAAGUGCAACUGCAAGCCCACAGACGAGAACCCCUGUGGCUUUGACUCUGAGUGUCUGAACAGGAUGCUGAUGUUCGAGUGCCACCCGCAGGUGUGUCCCGCGGGCGAGCACUGCCAGAACCAGUGCUUCACCAAGCGCCAGUACCCCGAGACCAAGAUCAUCAGGACCGAUGGCAAGGGCUGGGGCCUGGUGGCCAAGAGGGACAUCAGGAAGGGAGAAUUCGUUAAUGAGUAUGUUGGCGAGCUGAUUGACGAGGAGGAGUGCAUGGCGAGGAUCAAGCAGGCACAGGAGAACGACAUCACCCACUUCUACAUGCUCACCAUAGACAAGGAUCGUAUAAUUGAUGCUGGCCCCAAAGGAAACUAUUCUCGAUUUAUGAACCACAGCUGCCAGCCCAACUGUGAGACCCUCAAGUGGACCGUGAAUGGUGACACGCGAGUGGGCCUGUUUGCUGUGUGCGACAUCCCUGCGGGGACAGAAUUGACUUUUAAUUACAACCUCGACUGUCUCGGCAACGAGAAAACGGUCUGUCGGUGUGGAGCCUCCAAUUGCAGUGGAUUCCUUGGGGACAGACCAAAGACCUCAGCAUCCCUUUCAGCAGAGGAAAAGGGCAAGAAGACCAAGAAGAAAACGAGGCGGCGCAGAGCCAAGGGGGAAGGAAAGAGGCGGUCUGAGGACGAGUGCUUCCGCUGUGGUGACGGUGGCCAACUGGUGCUGUGUGACCGCAAGCUGUGCACCAAGGCCUAUCACCUGGGCUGCUUGGGCCUGGGCAAGCGGCCCUUCGGGAAGUGGGAGUGCCCCUGGCAUCACUGUGACGUGUGUGGCAAGCCUUCUACCUCGUUCUGCCACUUCUGCCCCAAUUCUUUCUGUAAGGAGCACCAGGACGGGACAGCCUUCCGCUCCACCCCGGAUGGGCGGCCCUACUGCUGUGAGCAUGACUUGGGGGCAGAGUCGGGCAGGAGUGCCGAGACUGAGAAACACUUUCCAGAGCCCACCAAGUCCAAGGGGAAGAGGAGGAAAAGGAGGUGUUGGCGGAGGGUCACGGAAGGCAAAUAGCGCCAGGUGGCGGCAUGGUCUAAUCCAGGGGUGGCGUGGGGCAGCCACCCUGCCUGCAGGGAGGGCAAGCAUGGCAGCGCCCUGGGACCCAGCUGGCAGCCGCCGCGACAGACGUCCAGGCCUCCUAGGGAGGGAGCGCCUCCCCACUGAGCCACCCGCAGCUGUGCUGUCUGCACUGACAACCUCCCAGCCAUGAGCUGGACAGUCGGACAAGCCAGCCUGGCCCAGAGCGCCAGGCCACUGAGGCGCUGCGGACGUCCAUGCUCCCUCCCAGGCUCUGUUAGGCUGAAGUUGCUAUUGAAGAUUAAUGGGUGUGUGAAAUGUCUUUAUCUCACCAGAAGCGUGUAGAGUAGUGUUUUCUGCAGGGUCCCUGCUCCGCCCCACGCCGCUCGGCUUCUGCACAGUGCUGCCACCACUCAGGAGACGGGACUCAGGCCCUGGUUCCCACAGACCAUGGUUCUGAUCAUUUUGCUCUUUGGAAACAGCUUUUUUUUUUUUUUUUUUUUUACUAAUGUGAAUUUUUUCUUGGAAUGCUUCCUUCCUUCCCAUCCUGGUGACAGGCUGGCCCACUGGAGCGUGGAAGUGGUGGUGUGUUGCAAGCUCUCCUGCCAUCGUCUCUCUGUGGGUUUGAACCCAGUGCUGGUAACAUACCUGCCGUGGAUGUGCGGGUCACGAGGAGUGGCCUGUGUUCAUAGUGGGCCACUUCUCCUUUGGGUCUUUCUGAACACACUAGGUUCUAACCCACAUUUGAGGGGAAAACUUUGUAUAUUUUUUUUCAUUUGGAUUUUUCUUUUUCUUUUUUAAUCUGGCUUUUAUUCUCAAUGUAUUCUUGCUAAACCUGUUUCACAAACCACCACCAAAUGAAACGUGUGCUCACUGAUGCGACCCUGAGUUCUCUUUCAGAGGCAGUGCACUCAGGGCGUGUGCCAGACUGCUGAGGGCAUGGGGCUGCAGCAGGACUCCGUGGCUGGAGUGAGCCUUCCCUUUACUCUGUGGGCUCACUAGCCACGCUCCUCUUGCACGCUCUCCAAGGGCACCACAAGCAGCAGCACAUGGUCUCCGGUGGUCAGGCCUGGAGAUAAAAUUGGCUCUUAAUUAUUGAAAGACCCACAGAGAGAGCUGAGGAGUACUAAGUUGUCUCUGGAAGACCUGGUCCUUCCUUCCUGGGGGUGCCUCUUGUUUGUCCCGGGGAGCAUGGAGCACCAUGAGAAAGGGGGAACCUGCAGGCAUCCUGCAGGAGGGGGCGUGCACGGGUGGCAGGUACUGCUUUCUGCAGAGGUCUUGCCUGCGGCUGUCCUGCCCUGUGGACCCAGGACUGGCUGCUCUCCAGGGCUAUGGCUGCACUCGGGCACCAGGUGUAUGGGCCUGUUGGCCCAGCACCGCCCAGUGGGAGGAAGUUUGCUGAGCGGCAGCCAUCCCUUUGCUUUUCUCCAAUCAUGGUCCCCAAAAGUAACCUUAUCAAGGACCAAAAGAACAAGCAGCUCUGCAGUGGGCUGUGGCUCCCACAUGAGCAGGUCCACCAGCUAGGCCUUGGGAGGUUGUACUUAGGGCCUAACUCCACUCAAACUGUCCUCAGAAAAUGCUGGAUUUGGUUCACAGAUUUUCUGCUCCUUAUGCCUUGAAUUCAGAAGGCUAUUCGGUGACAGGCCAGGUAGCAUCCCCAUAUGCACACGGCCCCAGCCUUUGGAGCACAAGGCCCCAGGCUCCUCAGAUGGGUGCCUACCAGUGUUGUCACUUGUCCAAAAGAUACCUUCCUACCAGCCGAGCGAACAUGAGAAGUGGUUUUGCAAUGCACUUUGGGGAACAGAUUAACUUAUUUUUAUAUUGGCAGUUAGUAAAGUUUUAUGAUUUUUAAGUCACUUUGAUAUCUCCAAAUUAAACUCAAGCUUCCUAAAGGAAAUGCUGCAAAAAUGUUAAAUGAUUCCCCUUUUCAAAAACAAUGAGCAAAUAACACUAACUUUGAGAAUCUCUAUUAGAUCAGUUCAUAAAUCUGAGUAAAACAGGGCCUCGGGAUAGUGGCCAGGCAUGCAGCCAUGACUGGUGCUCCAACCUGCCCAAGUUCGUUCUGAGUCUGGGGGAGGAUUUGCUUUUGAGGAUUUGAUGGCUUCCCAGACAUCAGCUUCAGUUCUUUCUUGUUAAUGUGAAGUACAACAUGGAAAUCAGCCGGAUGCCCCAGCAUUCUUGGCAUCAGGAGUCAGCCUCGAUCUGCCCUGUGCACACCCCCAUGCAUAGGCAGCUCACAUGUGCAAACCUGGUGCCUGCCCAUGCCAGCACUGGCCUGUGAGGACAGGGGUGCCCCACCAUUGUGUGGCUUGUGGGGAAGUGUGUCUUGCAUGAAAGUAGUGAGGAUCCAGCUGUCCAUCCUUGGGGACAGCCCUCCUUUCCCCAGUGAUGCCUCCCGGGCCUCCCUGGGUCCCGGGGCGCACACAGGUUGGUGCUCUUGAGGCCUCUGAGAUGUUUUAUCAUGACACCUGAGCCAUGAUGUGCCCGUAUUUUAGAACCACCUUAUUUUCAAGGAUUCAAGAAACGUGUCGUCUUAAUUAAAGUACACAAACAGUUGUCAGUUGCAAGUAUUUCCAUCUGUGAGAGGUGUAGCUGGUGACUUGGUGGAGUAGAGCGCUGUCUGUUGGCGUCAUGGUGCCACUGUGGCCUGUCGAGCAGUGAGAUGCCGCGUCAGAAUGAACCAACCCUCAGUGAAGUGUGCCUGUCGGUGUCUGAGCUUCACGCAGGUGCAGGUUCCUUCUAGGAACACUGGGUGCUAUCACCAGGUUUGAUAGUUAGACUUUAAAACUUGAAAUUUUGGGGGGAAUAUACUGAAAUAUAGAUCUGAGAAUUGCCAGUUGGGGAAAAAUAGCAUUUAAAGUGAAAAGUUGUGUUUGGAAAAUUGUGUAUGAGUAUUUUUGUAUUAAAAAAAUUUCAAAGGCCCUCUCCUCACUUA
This is a messenger RNA of Marmota flaviventris (yellow-bellied marmot), 7048 nucleotides long. NCBI's taxonomy places the organism in Eukaryota, Metazoa, Chordata, Mammalia, Rodentia, Sciuridae. The record is from RefSeq and is a predicted model, not a curated record.